Molecule: messenger RNA, 2082 nt
Organism: Daphnia carinata
Lineage: Eukaryota; Metazoa; Arthropoda; Branchiopoda; Diplostraca; Daphniidae
Product: zinc finger protein 436-like
Exons: 5
Coding region: 68-2011 (647 amino acids)
Cellular component (GO): nucleus
Source: RefSeq, a predicted model, not a curated record
AACAACAAAUCGAAACAUCACACCGGAAAAUCUAAGUUGUAUAGCGGAGUUUUAACAUUCUUUAACUAUGUUUUCGUGUAUCGUGUGUUGCUGCACUCUGGGAGAAACGAGAUGGAAAAACCUAAAGGAAACAAAACAUGGGAAAAAUGGAGAAAAAACAUUGGCGGAUUUAGUCACAGAGCUGGUGUCAACUUCCACCGUAAAGGCCAAAGCAGGCAAACUAACUGGUGACCACGCGUGCCUUCCGUGUUUUAGAGAACUUUCAGCACUCUCCGAGUUGCAACAAAUAUUAAGCAAUAAACAGACAGAAUUGUUGAAGAAGCUUACAGAAAGCCGUGUGUCACAAACAAAGAAUGGCAAGAAAAAAACUAUGUCUAAUGAUUCUUGGGGGGUUCUGCAUAUAACUAAGGAAGCUAUUCCAAAACCAAUCCAAAACCAAGAAAUUUCAAGCCCUGAAGGCCUAUCGCUACAAUCCAUCAUUAGCAUGGAUGCGGAAAUCACCAUUACAGAAAAAGAAAAUGGUGGCACAGAGAUUGACUUCGAAGUUGUAGAAGGAAUCUCAGACCUGAAAAGGGCAAAUGAACUUUAUGGGUGUCGAUUCUGCAAAAAAGAAUUUGUGACUUCCACGUUUGCCAUCAAUCACAUGCAAGAAGUUCAUGGUAAACUCUUACACAAGUGUGAUAUUUGUGAGCAAGAGUUUCGUUUAAAAUGUGAGAUAGAUCAGCACCGGAUAUCUCACCUUAAAGAUGCUCCGCUUCCUUACCAGUGUGGCAGCUGUCACAAAGGAUUUGAAACAUUUGAAGCUUUUCAGGAACAUGACAAACUCCAUGAAUUGAAAAAAAAAUUUGGAUGUGCACAGUGUGGUAGGAAGUUUGAUGAUGAAAACAAACUGAAUCAGCAUAUGUUGACUCACCAAUCUAAAUCCUAUGCAUGCAAUCGCUGCAAUAAGACGUUUCGCUCCAAUCAUUCGUACACCAAACACCAGAAAUUGCACGGCGAGCAUUCCAGGUUUAGUUGCAACUUGUGCAGCCGACAAUUUGCGUCAGCGGAAAAUCUUCACACUCACUUAAAAAAACACAACAAGCCGCACAAGUGUGAUGUAUGCAGUAAAGCCUUCGACAGCCAGCAAGUCCUUGAACAGCAUUUAGAAACGCAUUCAAAGCAAAAAAAGAACGUAGAAUGCACCGUUUGCGGGAAGCUGUUGGUGUCGCAGAUUCAACUGGAAAGCCACAUGCGAGUUCAUACGGGAGAAAAGCCAUAUCAGUGCGAUUGUUGUGGAGCCACAUUCGCCCAGAGAUCGAAUCUCGACAGCCACCACCGGGCCGUCCAUCUUCAAGAAAGACGAUUUAAGUGCGAUGAAUGUGACAAGACUUUUAAACGAAAAAGAUUGUUGCAGUACCACAUCCGAAGCGUCCAUACUGGAGAACGCCCCUAUAACUGCGAAAUUUGCAACGCGACGUUUGUAUACCCGGAGCACUACAAGAAACAUGUAAUGACACAUUCUGGUAUCAAACCAUGGGCCUGCGAGAUAUGCGGGAAAACGUUUUCGUCCAAGGACAACAGGAAUAGUCAUCGCUUCACUCACAGCGACCGCAAACCGUACGAAUGCCAGGUGUGCGGCUUGAGCUUCAUGAGAAAGCCGGCCCUGUUGCAACAUUUAACAGAAGAAAGGCAUGGCGACCCAGAAACUGCUGGAGCUGCUGUUAAAAUUGUGCAAGUCCUGACAGGUCACGAGAUGGAGCCAGAAAGUCAUCCCAUGGAAUGGGACACGCUAGAGAUUCAAAGUGCCGACGGCCUCGGCCUCGGAAUGGAUAAUCAUGACCAUGUCCAAACCAUCAUCAUUCCUGACGAGCACGGUAGACCAAUUGAAAUUCAAGUCGUCGGCUCCGACUCCACGCAGCAAGUGACGGAUCAACUUCAAUUCGAACUUAGUGCCGAGAGCCUCAAUGUUAUCCAAGCUUUUGAACUUCAGGGUGGCAAUGUGGAUGAUACAUUGGCUGCAUUAAUGUGAGGAUUUAUUCCAAAACAUAGACAGUACGCCAUAAACUAAAAAGCAAAUAAAGAUGAGAGCUGUUGCAAUGA